Ornithodoros turicata is the source of this 2028-nucleotide messenger RNA. RefSeq names its product phosphatidylinositol N-acetylglucosaminyltransferase subunit A-like (gene PIG-A). Gene Ontology annotation, cellular component: glycosylphosphatidylinositol-N-acetylglucosaminyltransferase (GPI-GnT) complex. Gene Ontology annotation, biological process: GPI anchor biosynthetic process. The coding region runs from base 437 to 1813 and encodes 458 amino acids. Lineage: Eukaryota; Metazoa; Arthropoda; Arachnida; Ixodida; Argasidae. The transcript is spliced from 12 exons. Gene Ontology annotation, molecular function: phosphatidylinositol N-acetylglucosaminyltransferase activity. The record is from RefSeq and is a predicted model, not a curated record.
CUAUGGAAUGCCGGGCCUGGACAAUAGACAAGAGUCUUCGGGCAUGGUAGACGGCAUGCAUAAGUCUGAUUUGCUGACUAUCGUGGUUCUUGACUACAGUUGUUGUCUGACUACAGAGGUGUUGGGUGCAACUAGAGUCACUCUAGGUGCAAUUGCUCGUGCGUGUGUGAAAGUUGCUUGCUGAACGUAUUAUCUCCAUUUACUCCUAAAAGAAAAUACACAUUUCCGUGCCACACUGGAGAAGUGCAACGAUACGUCUACACGCAAAAUCCAGCUGUUGAUUCAAGAAUCACGAACAGCUUACGGAAGCUUUGCUGAAUAGUAUACUGACCUCAAGUUCGCAGUGGUCGCCCAGCACGGAGCAGUGGAUAUGCUGUGCUCGCGCUUGUGCAUCAAGUGCAGCUGUGCCGAACACAGAUGAGCUUGUGCUUGAAGAAUGGCACGGAUAAGUCACAGGAUAUGUAUGGUGUCCGACUUCUUCUACCCCAACACUGGAGGAGUGGAAAGCCAUAUCUAUCAGCUUUCUCAGUGCCUCAUUGCACUUGGCCACAAAGUAUGUGUGAUAACACAUUCUUACAAUGACAGAACUGGUAUUCGCUACAUGACCUCGGGGCUCAAGGUUUACCAUCUUCCAUUUCUAGUCAUCUACAAUCAGUGUACACUGCCGACGGCAAUGGUAUCAUUUCCGCUCAUAAGGAACAUAUUGUUGAGAGAGUCCAUUACCAUCGUUCACAUGCAUUCAGCCUUCUCUGCAUUAGCUUUGGAAGCAUCAUUUUAUGCCGUCACCAUGGGGAUAAAGGCUGUAUUUACGGACCAUUCCCUGUUUGGAUUUGCUGAUGCGAGUGCGAUUAUCACCAACAAGCUUCUAAAUGUCUCCCUUUCCUUCGCAAAUCACGUGAUUUGUGUAUCCCAUACGGGCAAAGAGAACACGGUCCUGAGGGCCGAUGUGCCACCUGCCAAGGUUUCUGUGAUCCCAAACGCCGUUGAAACUGAAAUAUUCUAUCCAGAUCUUAACAGAAAGCCAUCUAGCCAAGUGACAGUUGUCGUGGUGAGCCGCCUUGUGUACAGGAAAGGAGUAGAUCUCUUAGCCGGUGUGAUACCUAUAAUAUGCCAUCGCCAUCCUGAUGUGCGCUUCAUCAUCGGAGGAGACGGGCCGAAAAGGCUGGUCAUCGAAGAAGUCCGUGAGCGUCACGGCAUGCAAGAACGAAUUGAGAUGCUCGGAGCAGUGCAGCACGAGGAUGUCAGAGAUGUGAUGGUACAAGGCGAUAUCUUCCUGAAUGCAUCCCUGACUGAAGCAUUUUGCAUGGCAAUCGUUGAGGCUUGUGCAUGUGGUUUACAGGUAGUGAGUACGAGAGUUGGCGGCGUUCCAGAAGUUCUGCCACCUGACCUGAUAUGUCUCUGUGACCCUACAGUUAAAGGUCUCGUGGAUGGGUUAGAAACUGCAAUAGAACGACACAGGUCCCAGGAUGUCGUGCCUCCAAUCGAAGCGCACAGGCGCGUUAAAAACAUGUACCAGUGGGACAAUGUUGCAGAGCGUACAGAAGUGGUAUAUAACAUGAUAUCUGCUGAGCCUUCACUACCCCUCAGAGCCAGGUUGCAAAGGCUGUCUCAUUGUGGGUUCAUUUCUGGUAUAUUUUUCAUGAUGGUGACGGUGCUGUUACAUAUCCUGUCAGUCAUAUUGGAAUACAUGGUUCCUGAUUCAGUCGUUGACCGAGCUGUGGACUUUCCUACAACGUGCGAAAAGCGUUCAUCUGCAAGAACACGCUCUCAGACGCGCAGAACGUCCAACCAUCUAACUGUAGUGCAAAAAUAAGCAGAAAUUAAAAAUGCAGUUGAAGUUCGUGUCUCCACAAAGAGUUGCAGCGAAGAAACUUUGAGCGCCAACAGAUUGCAAGAGAUAUCAAAGCGCUGAAGCCCAGUUCUCAACGACUGCGUGGGAGCCGCCAUUUUGUUGGUUGCGGACACGUGGUACAAAAACAGAGCUUUGCAGCCGUGCUUCUGGUGUGAAUAAAAUAACAUUUACAUUUA